AUGCCUCAGCCUCACUACGAUCUACUUGUAAAGCUUCUCCUUAUCGGUGACUCGGGCGUCGGCAAGUCGUGCCUGCUCCUGCGGUUCUGCGACGAUGCAUGGACCCCUUCGUUCAUCACGACCAUCGGUAUUGACUUCAAGAUCCGCACGAUCGAGGUCGAUGGCAAGCGCAUCAAGCUGCAGAUCUGGGAUACCGCGGGCCAGGAGCGUUUCCGCACUAUUACCACGGCAUACUACCGCGGCGCGAUGGGUAUCCUCCUUGUGUUUGACGUGACGGACGAGAAGAGCUUCCAAAACAUCCGCAACUGGCACAAGGACGUCGAGCAGCACGCCAGCGAGGGCGUGCGCAAGAUCCUCGUCGGCAACAAGAGCGACUGGGAAGAGAAGAGGGCGGUCUCGACCGAGCAGGCGCAAGACCUCGCCAACGAGCUCGGCCUCACCUACGUCGAGACGUCGGCCAAGUCGAACGCAAACGUGGACGAUGCAUUCUUCAAGCUUGCGCAACAGGUCAAGGACCACCUCGUUGACCAGGGCAUCACCUCGAACGCACCCGGCACCUCCGGCGCACAGACGCUCAAUGGCCAGUCCGGCUCGGGCAGCUUCGGCGUGGGCUCUGCCUCAGGCAAGCAGGGCGGCUGCUGCUAA
Messenger RNA from Malassezia japonica, 645 nucleotides. It is a transcript of the gene SEC4, whose product is annotated as GTP-binding protein. Bases 1 to 645 code for a protein of 214 amino acids. Gene Ontology annotation, cellular component: endosome; plasma membrane. NCBI's taxonomy places the organism in Eukaryota, Fungi, Basidiomycota, Malasseziomycetes, Malasseziales, Malasseziaceae. Gene Ontology annotation, molecular function: GTP binding; GTPase activity. Gene Ontology annotation, biological process: protein localization to plasma membrane; protein secretion; regulation of exocytosis. The transcript is spliced from 5 exons. The record is from RefSeq and is a predicted model, not a curated record.